Alosa alosa (allis shad) is the source of this 2977-nucleotide messenger RNA. RefSeq names its product ATP-binding cassette, sub-family D (ALD), member 4 (gene abcd4). Gene Ontology annotation, biological process: long-chain fatty acid import into peroxisome; peroxisome organization; very long-chain fatty acid catabolic process. The record is from RefSeq and is a predicted model, not a curated record. Gene Ontology annotation, cellular component: peroxisomal membrane. Lineage: Eukaryota; Metazoa; Chordata; Actinopteri; Clupeiformes; Clupeidae. The transcript is spliced from 19 exons. Gene Ontology annotation, molecular function: ABC-type transporter activity; ATP binding; long-chain fatty acid transmembrane transporter activity. Bases 1019 to 2833 code for a protein of 604 amino acids.
CCGGUAUUUAGUAAGGUUUUGAAGACCUUGCAACUUCAAAAUGGAUUUUCAGUUAAAUGUAUAGUUUAAUAUGUAUUUUGUUGAGAAUAAUCCCUUGAGGACAGUUUAAGUAGCCCAUUGCUAUUUUAAAGACAUCAGUCAGUGGGAGGCGUAAUAGCAUUCUAUUCUUUUUGUCAGAGGAAUUUGUUUCCCCCAACAUCUCUUGACAGCAGCACCACCACGGUUGUUGGCGAGUGAGUAAGCGACGGGUGAGAAAGGUGUAUGCAAGAAAGAGGUGAAGAUAGCAAAGUCCUGCUAAUGAAGGCUUCGUUGAAUUGUGUUUGCGCGUCAACAUGUUCAACAUGUACUUUAUCGCAGAAGUGACAUUCUUCGCUUCGACUCACCACUCCUUAAGGAAGUCAUGACUUAAUUUUUAUGUCGCACUGUCACAUGGAUACACAAACUUUAGACCCAAGACAUUCCCACACUGCACUUUUGGUCCUCGUGAACAUUUUCAGUUAAAUGUAUAGUUUAAUAUGUAUUUUGUUGAGAAUAAUCCCUUGAGGACAGUUUAAGUAGCCCAUUGCUAUUUUAAAGACAUCAGUCAGUGGGAGGCGUAAUAGCAUUCUAUUCUUUUUGUCAGAGGAAUUUGUUUCCCCCAACAUCUCUUGACAGCAACACCACCACGGUUGUUGGCGAGUGAGUAAGCGACGGGUGAGAAAGGUGUAUGCAAGAAAGAGGUGAAGAUAGCAAAGUCCUGCUAAUGAAGGCUUCGUUGAAUUGUGUUUGCGCGUCAACAUGUUCAACAUGUACUUUAUCGCAGAAGUGACAUUCUUCGCUUCGACUCACCACUCCUUAAGGAAGUCAUGACUUAAUUUUUAUGUCGCACUGUCACAUGGAUACACAAACUUUAGACCCAAGACAUUCCCACACAGCACUUUUGGUCCUCGUGAACACAUUGGUCAUAUCCCAUGCGUGUAAGCAUUAGCCUACCGAAUCGUAGUCUUUUUGCUAUUUUUUUGUUUGUUUGUGUUGGACAAUGUCUUCAGGUGGGCAAGCUAAAAGCCAUAAGAGACCAAAGUUGGACCUAAAAUGUCUUCAGAGAUUUUGCAGCAUCCAAAGGAUCCUUUUCCCAUGUUGGUCCAGUCAGAAUGUCCACAUGUUUGUGACCCUGCUUGGUGUUACUCUUUUAGAACAGCUAGUCAUUUACCAAGUGGGCAUCAUCCCCAGUCAGUUCUAUAAUGUUCUAUCAGAAAAGAACUUUGAGACAUUUAAAUCAUUGGCUUUUUUCGCAAUUCUGCUGAUCCUGAUUAACUCAUCAUUGAAGAGUCUAGACCAGUAUAUCUGUAAUCGGUUGUAUGUAAACUGGAGAAACUCAUUAACUGAGUGCCUUCAUAAGGAGUAUUUCCAUGGAAGGGUCUACUACACUCUUAAUGUGCUGAGAAAGGAUGUCGAUAACCCGGACCAGCGGAUCAGCCAGGAUGCUGAACGUCUGUGUAAGCAAAUGAGCACCAUUGCCAGCCGAGUCCUCAUAUCGCCCUUCACCCUAGCCUACUACACGUACCAGUGCUACAACAGCACGGGCUGGAUUGGCCUGGGCAGCAUCUUUGGCUACUUUGUCGUUGGAACCAUAGCCAACAAAGUUUUGAUGGGGCCCAUAGUCUCCACGUUGGUUGAACAAGAGAAGUUAGAGGGGGACUUUAGGUUCAAACAUAUGCAGAUUCGAGUAAAUGCAGAAUCUAUAGCCUUCUACAGGGCAGGGAAAGUUGAGCACAUUCGAACUGACAACAGACUUCAGGCCCUUGUACAGACCCAGAAGAGUCUCAUGAACAAGGAACUUUGGCUUUACAUUGGAGUCAACACCUUUGACUACAUGGGGAGCAUUCUCAGCUACAUAGUAAUUGCCAUCCCUAUCUUUACCGGCGUGUAUGAAGGGCUUACACCUGGUGAACUCAGUGCCCUCAUCAGCAGGAAUGCCUUUGUCUGUAUCUACUUGAUUAAUUGCUUUACACAGCUAAUAGAUUUGUCUACUACACUCUCUGACGUUGCUGGCUACACUCACAGGAUUGGGGAGCUGAGGGAGGUGAUGGAGGAGAUGGGUAGGAAGCAGUGUGAUUAUGACCCUGUGUCAGGGGAGACAUACGAGUUUGACAGUGCACUUGAGAUGCGAGACGGAUCCAUGGACACAGCCUUCAUCCUGGAUAAGCUGAGCUAUAAGUCUCCCUUUUCAGAGGAGCUGCUCGUGGAGGACCUCAGCCUGCGGGUCUGCCAAGGUUCCCACCUGCUCGUGGUGGGCAACACAGGCACAGGGAAGAGCUCCUUGCUCCGGGUCCUCAACAGACUCUGGGAGGCAACUAGCGGUUCCGUGGAGAUGCGGACGUGCUUUGGGCCGAGGGGACUCAUGUUUCUGUCUCAGAAGCCCUAUCUGACAGAUGGGACCCUGAGAGAGCAGGUGAUUUACCCCCUGAAGGACAUUUAUCCAGUUAAAGGAGCCAUAGAUGAUGAAAGAAUCACACAAUACCUUGAACUGGCUGGAGUGUCCAGUCUCCUGAAGCGAACGGGUGGGCUGGAUGAAGGAGUGGAAUUGAACUGGUAUGAUGCUUUGUCACCAGGGGAGAUGCAGAGGCUUUGCUUCGCACGGCUGUUCUAUCUGCAGCCAAAGUAUGCAGUGUUGGAUGAAGCAACCAGUGCUUUGACAGAGGAGGCCGAAGACCAGCUUUACCGCACCUGUAAACAGCUGGGCAUGACUCUCAUAAGUCUCGGCCAUCGGAGAAGUCUUGAAAAGUACCACGACCUGAUGUUGCGGCUUUGUGGUGGUGGCCGCUGGGAGCUUGCCAAGCUGAAAGAGGAUUGACUACAUGUACACUGACCCCGCAGACUGCAUUCAGUCAUAAAAAUGCCUUGCAAAUAUUGCAUGGAUUUUUUUUCUUGUUUUGAUUACAAUUAUGUUUAUGUGAUUUACAAAUAAAGUUGACCGCUCAAUUUCGUAAUCUGUUAA